CCCCGAGCGCCCAGGAUGCGGGCGCCGGCCAGGGAGCUGUUCCGAGACGCCGACUUCCCCGCCUCGGACUCCUCACUGUUUUCCAGCUUCUCCACGCCGCUGGCCCAGUUCCGGGAGGACAUCACGUGGAGGAGGCCCCAGGAGAUCUGUGCCACACCCCGGCUGUUUGCAGAUAACCCACAGGAAGGACAGGUGAAGCAAGGGCUGCUGGGAGACUGCUGGCUCCUGUGCGCCUGUGCUGCCCUGCAGAAGAGCCGGCGCCUCCUGGACCAGGUCAUUCCUCCAGGACAGCCGAGCUGGCUCGACCCAACGUACCGCGGCUCCUUUACCUGUCGAGUUUGGCGGUUUGGACGCUGGGUGGAGGUGACCAUAGAUGACCGUCUGCCUUGUCUUGCAGGGAGACUCUGCUUCUCCCGGUGCCAGAGAGAGGAUGUGUUCUGGCUUCCCUUACUGGAGAAGGUCUACGCCAAGGUCUAUGGGUCCUAUGAGCACCUGUGGGCCGGGCAGGUGGCGGAUGCCCUGGUGGACCUCACCGGUGGCCUGGCGGAAAGGUGGAGCUUGAAGGACUUGGCAAGGACCGGCGGCCGACGGGACAGGCCUGACGGCUCAGAGCACAGGACUUGUCGGCAGCUACUCAGCCUCAAGGACCGGUGCCUGAUAAGCUGCUCGGUGCUCAGUCCCAGAGCAGGUGCCAGGGAGUUGGGGGAGUUUCAUGCCUUCAUUGUGUCGGAUCUGCGAGAGCUCCGGGGGCGGACUGGCCAGGCCAUCCUGCUGCUGCGCAUUCAGAACCCCUGGGGCCGGCGGUGCUGGCAGGGGCCCUGGAGAGAGGGGGGCGAAGGGUGGAGCCGGGUGGACCCGGCGGAUGAGGCUACACUGCUGUCCCAGCUGCAGGAAGGGGAGUUCUGGGUGGAAGAGGAGGAGUUCCUCCAGGAGUUUGAUGAGGUCACCGUGGGCUUCCCGAUCACGGAGGCUGGACACCUACAGAGCCUCUACUCAGAAAAGGAGCUGUGCCACACUCAGGAGCUACCGGGGGCCUGGGUCAAGGGGCAGUCUGCAGGAGGCUGUCGGAACAACAGCGGCUUUCCCAGCAACCCCAAAUUCUGGCUGCGGGUCUCGGAACCAAGUGAGGUGUAUGUUACCGUCCUGCAGAGACCCAGGGUGCGCACGGCAAACUGGGCAGGCCGGGCUCGGGCACCGUUGAGGGACGACCGCGCCUCAUGGACCCCGGCCAGCCUCCUGGGCAAGGACUACCAGGCCGUGGGCCUGCAUAUCUGGAAGGUGGAGAAGCGGCGGGUCAGCCUGCCCAGGGUCCUGUCCACGCCCCCCGUGGCUGGCACUGUGUGCCACGCCUACGACCGGGAGGUCCACCUCCGCUGUGAACUCGGCCCCGGCUACUACCUGGCCGUCCCCAGCACCUUCCUGAAGGACGUGCCGGGGCAGUUUCUGCUCCGGGUCUUUUCCAGUGGGAGAGUCUCCCUCAGUGCCAUCAAGCCGGCGACCGCGAGCCCUGCCUCCGGGGAGGCCCUGCCCGCAGGGGAGUGGGAGACCGUGCAGCUGCGGGGCUCUUGGAGAAUCGGCCAGACGGCGGGGGGCAGCAGGAACUUCGCCUCCUACCCUACCAACCCUUGCUUCCCCCUCUCGGUCCCCGAGGGCACAGGGCCCCGCUGCAUCCGAAUCACUCUGCGCCAACACUGCCGUGACAGCGAGUGCCACCCCAUCGGCUUCCACGUCUUCCAGGUUCCGGUGGAUGGCGGGAGCCAGGGCGCGUCCCGCCUGCUGCUCCAGGACCCUCUGCUAAGCUGUGUGCCACACUGCUACGCCCAGGAAGUGAGCCGGCUCUGCCACCUGUCGGCGGGGACCUACAGGAUUGUGCCCUCCACCUACCUGCCAGACACAGAAGGGGCCUUCACGGUGACCAUCGCCACCAGAAUAGACAGGCGCUCCAUUCACAGCCAGGAAAGGCUGGGGCAGCUUCUCCAGGAGGCCUCCUUCAUGGCAGUUAUGAAAACCUAA
Messenger RNA from Puma concolor (puma), 2013 nucleotides. It is a transcript of the gene CAPN10, whose product is annotated as calpain 10. Gene Ontology annotation, cellular component: cytoplasm. NCBI's taxonomy places the organism in Eukaryota, Metazoa, Chordata, Mammalia, Carnivora, Felidae. Gene Ontology annotation, biological process: proteolysis. Gene Ontology annotation, molecular function: calcium-dependent cysteine-type endopeptidase activity. The record is from RefSeq and is a predicted model, not a curated record.